This is a messenger RNA of Cercocebus atys (sooty mangabey), 6974 nucleotides long. It is a transcript of the gene RPS6KC1, whose product is annotated as ribosomal protein S6 kinase, 52kDa, polypeptide 1. Gene Ontology annotation, molecular function: phosphatidylinositol binding; ATP binding; protein kinase activity. Bases 2334 to 4991 code for a protein of 885 amino acids. NCBI's taxonomy places the organism in Eukaryota, Metazoa, Chordata, Mammalia, Primates, Cercopithecidae. The record is from RefSeq and is a predicted model, not a curated record. Gene Ontology annotation, cellular component: early endosome. Gene Ontology annotation, biological process: protein phosphorylation. The transcript is spliced from 18 exons.
AAAUAAAAUUAAUGUAGUUUCUCAAAGUAGCCAUAUUUCAUGGGCUCAGUAGCCACACACAUGUGGCUAGUCGUGGCGGUGUUGAACACUGCAAAUAGAGAACAUUUUUUUCCAUUAUCACAGAAAGUUCUAUUGCAUAGCAGUGUUGUAUAAAUUAAUGAAAAUUGCUACAAGAUUUCACCAACUUUAUAUAUUCUGAAAGUUGGAGAAUAGAGUGCAAGAUACUUGUUCUCUGGAAUUCUUAGGUGGGACCUUUUACAAUGGUUAACCUGUCUGGUAGGGGACAGAGGAAACUUUUAAUUUAUAGAGUUCUUGCUAUGUUCUUAUUUGUUGUUCACGACAGCCAGGCCAGGCAGUUAGUAUUAUCUCCAUUUCAUAGAUGAGAUCAAACCUGUAAGUGGAGGAACUGUAAUUUGAACCAAGGUUUGUCUGAGUGUAAAUCCUCCAUUUUUUGUUCUUGUUUUGGACUUUAGGGGUGGUGCUGAAUGGAUUCUAAUCCCUAGUUCGUGGUGUAUUGUCAUUGGCUAUCAAAGACCUUUUCUUCCUCACACUCAUAGGCAACCAUUUUAAUGCAUGUUUGAUUUAUCUUUAAAAAAUUUUUUUUUUAAAGUGAAAGCAAGUUUAUUAACAAAGUAAAGGAAUAAAGAAUGGCUACUCCAUAGGCAGAAAAGCCUGAUUUAUCUUUUUGUUUAUUUUUGCAAGAUACACCAUUGUAGCUUCAAAACUGUUAAUUUGACACUUACAUGGAUGGUACUGUGUUAUAUAAUCUGAGAUUUUCCUAGUUUAGGAUGCUGUUUGAUGAUUUAAACACCUAGCCUUUUCAAAAGUUUUGUGAAAAAAAUCAUUUUACCUGGUGUUAGACUUUUUGGCCUUUGUAAUCAGAGAAGUCUGAAAGAAUCUCCUGUUUUCCUCUUUGCUUAGGAAGUAUUGAUAGAAGGAUUAUUUGUCCCUGAAUAUUUGUAAAUAAUUUAUAUUACUUUUGUUUUCUUCAUCAUUAGGCAGCCAGUAAUUACUUCUCAUACUUUUCACAUGGUGUGUCUGAGCAUUGUAGCUGCUUUUUUUUAAUUGAAAUUUUUAUUGUGCUAAUUGUAGAUUCAUAUACAGUUGUAAGAAAUAAUGUAGAGAGAUUCCUUGUACACUUUGCCCAAAUGCAGCUGCUUUUUAUGCUUCUAAUUUGUAUGUAGGCUUGCUGGGAAGGGGAGAUGUAAACAAGCUUGUUAGAAUUAUGUUAAUUAAGAGUAAAGGCCGGACACUUUUUCUUGAAGAAUAUAGUGAAUAUAUGAACUUUAGCAUGUGGACUUACUUUUAGCUGCUUUUUUGCGUAAUUUUUAGUAUUGUUAAAAUAACAUUUUUAGCCAAAUUAAAUUUAAAGAGUUUAAUUGAGCAAAGAAUGAUUCACAAAUUGGUCAGUCUCCUCAGUCAGUGUAGGUCCAGAGAGACUCCAGCACAGCCACGUGGUGGAAAAUUUAUGAACAGAAAAAGGAAAGUGAUGUACAGAAACCGAAACUGAAACAGCUGCAUUCGUUCCAACUAAACAUUUGCCUUAUUUGAACACCGUUCGAACAGUUGGCCCCCUUCGGCCAAAACUUGGUGAUUGGCACCAGAGUUGUUUCUCGAAGAAAUCCAGAGGAUGUCCAGGAGGGAGAAUCCUGAACCAACCUAUCCAUGAACAUACUCUCUGCCAUUUUCUUAGUCCUUUUUUCGGGAAAACUCUUUUAUAAUAACAACUGUUGGUGAACCUUUCAUCAGAAAACUCUUAUUUCUGGAAACUUCGAAACUCAGAAGGAGUAAGAAGACAAGGAGGCAGUGGAUGUGACAUUUUGCGAUGCUGUUAGAUAAUUGUAUGGAAGAGAUACAGUGAUUUUAAGAAACUACACAAAGAACUAUGGCAAAUUCACAAAAACUUAUUCCGACAUUCAGAAUUGUUUCCUCCAUUUGCUAAAGGAAUAGUGUUUGUUUUGUGUACCCAGAAUAUAUUUACUCUUCCCAUCUGUGAAACAAAACAACUUCAGUUCCAACCAACCAAAUAACCCUGUAGGAACAUAAGAAAAGGGCGAUUUGAUGAAACUGUUAUCGAAGAGAGAAGACAAUGUGCUGAAGACCUGCUACAGUUCUCUGCCAAUAUUCCUGCUCUUUACAAUAGUAAACAGCUUGAAGAUUUUUUCAAGGGUGGAAUAAUUAAUGAUAGUUCUGAAUUAAUUGGUCCUGCUGAAGCUCACUCAGAUUCCCUCAUUGAUACCUUUCCUGAAUGUAGUACGGAAGGCUUCUCCAGUGACAGUGAUCUGAUAUCUCUUACUGUUGAUGUGGAUUCUCUUGCUGAAUUAGAUGAUGGAAUGGCUUCCAAUCAAAAUUCUCCCAUUAGAACUUUUGGUCUCAAUCUUUCUUCGGAUUCUUCAGCACUAGGGGCUGUUGCUUCUGACAGUGAACAGAGCAAAACAGAAGAAGAACGGGAAAGUCGUAGCCUCUUUCCUGGCAGUUUAAAACCCAGGCUUGGCAAGAGAGAUUAUUUGGAGAAAGCCGGAGAAUUAAUAAAGCUGGCUUUAAAAAAGGAAGAAGAAGAUGACUAUGAAGCUGCUUCUGAUUUUUAUAGGAAGGGAGUUGAUUUACUCCUAGAAGGUGUUCAAGGCGAGUCAAGCCCUACCCGUCGAGAAGCUGUAAAGAGAAGGACAGCUGAGUAUCUCAUGCGAGCUGAAAGUAUCUCUGGUCUUUAUGGGAAAUUUCAACUUGAUGAUGUAUCUCAGCCUCCAGGAUCACUAAGUUCAAGGCCCCCUUGGAACCUAAGGAGCCCUGCCGAGGAGCUGAAGGCCUUCAGAGUCCUUGGGGUGAUUGACAAGGUUUUACUUGUAAUGGACACAAGGACAGAACAGACUUUCAUUUUAAAAGGUCUAAGGAAAAGCAGUGAAUACAGCAGGAACAGAAAGACCAUCAUCCCCCGCUGUGUGCCCAACAUGGUGUGUCUGCAUAAGUACAUCAUCUCUGAGGAGUCAGUAUUUCUUGUGCUGCAGCAUGCGGAAGGUGGCAAACUGUGGUCAUAUAUCAGUAAAUUUCUAAACAGAAGUCCUGAAGAAAGCUUUGAUAUCAAGGAAGUGAAAAAAUCUACACUUGCCAAAGUUCACCUGCAGCAGCCAACUUCUAGUCCUCAGGACAGCAGUAGCUUUGAAUCCAGAGGAAGUGAUGGUGGAAGCGUGCUUAGAGCUCUGCCUUUGAAGAGUAGUCUUACUCCAAGUUCUCAAGAUGACAGCAACCAGGAAGAUGAUGGCCAAGAUAGCUCUCCAAAGUGGCCAGAUUCUGGUUCGAGUUCAGAAGAAGAAUGUACUACUAGUUAUUUAACAUUAUGCAAUGAAUAUGGGCAAGAAAAGAUUGAACCAGGGUCUUUGAAUGAGGAGCCCUUCAUGAAGACUGAAGGGAAUGGUGUUGAUACUAAAGCUAUUCAAAGCUUCCCAACACACCUUGCCGCUGACAGCGACAGCCCCAGCACACAGCUGAGAGCUCACGAGCUGAAGUUCUUCCCCAACGAUGACCCAGAAGCAGUUAGUUCUCCAAGAACAUCAGAUUCCCUCAGUAGAUCAAAAAACAGCCCCAUGGAAUUCUUUAGGAUAGACAGUAAGGAUAGCGCAAGUGAACUCCUGGGACUUGACUUUGGAGAAAAAUUGUAUAGUCUAAAAUCAGAACCUUUGAAACCAUUCUUUACUCUUCCAGAUGGAGACAGUGCUUCUAGGAGUUUUAAUACUAGUGAAAGCAAGAUAGAGUUUAAAGCUCAGGACACCAUUAGCAGGGGCUCAGAUGACUCAGUGCCAGUUAUUUCAUUUAAAGAUGCUGCUUUUGAUGAUGUCAGUGGUACUGAUGAAGGAAGACCUGAUCUUCUUGUCAAUUUACCUGGUGAAUUGGAGCCAACAAGAGAAGCUGCAGCAAUGGGACCUACUAAGUUUACACAAACCAAUAUAGGGAUAAUAGAAAACAAACUCUUGGAAGCCCCUGAUGUUUUAUGCCUCAGACUUAGUACUGAGCAAUGCCAAGCACAUGAGGAGAAAGGCAUGGAGGAACUGAGUGAUCCCUCUGGGCCCAAAUCUCGUAGGAUAACAGAGAAACACUAUGCUCAGGACGAUCCCAGGAUGUUAUUUGUAGCAGCUGUUGAUCCUAGUAGUUCAGGAGAUAUGUCUUUGUUACCCAGCUCAGAUCCUAGGUUUCAAGGACUUGGAGUGGUUGAGUCAGCAGUAACUGCAAACAACACAGAAGAAAGCUUAUUCCAUAUUUGUAGUCCACUCUCAGGUGCUAAUGAAUAUAUUGCAAGCACAGACACUUUAAAAACAGAAGAAGUAUUGCUGUUUACAGAUCAGACUGAUGAUUUGGCUAAAGAGGAACCAACUUCUUUAUUCCAGAGAGACUCUGAGACUAAGGGAGAAAGUGGUUUAGCGCUAGAAGGAGACAAGGAAAUCCAUCAGAUUUUUGAGGACCUUGAUAAAAAAUUAGCACUAACCUCCAGGUUUUACAUCCCAGAGGGCUGCAUUCAAAGAUGGGCAGCUGAAAUGGUGGUAGCCCUUGAUGCUUUACAUAGAGAGGGAAUUGUGUGCCGCGAUUUGAACCCAAACAACAUCUUAUUGAAUGAUAGAGGACACAUUCAGCUAACGUAUUUUAGCAGGUGGAGUGAGGUUGAAGAUUCCUGUGACAGCGAUGCCAUAGAGAGAAUGUACUGUGCCCCAGAGGUUGGAGCAAUCACUGAAGAAACUGAAGCCUGUGAUUGGUGGAGUUUGGGUGCUGUCCUCUUUGAACUUCUCACUGGCAAGACUCUGGUUGAAUGCCAUCCAGCAGGAAUAAAUACUCACACUACUUUGAACAUGCCAGAAUGUGUCUCUGAAGAGGCUCGCUCACUCAUUCAACAGCUCUUGCAGUUCAAUCCUCUGGAACGACUUGGUGCUGGAGUUGCUGGUGUUGAAGAUAUCAAAUCUCAUCCAUUCUUUACCCCUGUGGAUUGGGCAGAACUGAUGAGAUGAAUGUAAUGCAGGGUUAGCUUCACACAUUCUGAGCACCUCCGUGACAGGCAUCUCCAGCACUGAGGCACCUCUGCCUCACAGUCACUUAUGGAGCACCAAAGCAUUUGGAUAAAGACCGUUAUAGGAAAUGGGGGGGGUGGGGGGAAUGACUGAAAGAGAACAAUUUGUUUACAAUUACAAGAUAUUAGCUGAUUUUACCAGGGGCUGUUAUAUACAUAUCUGCAACCAAGGUGUGAUCUGAAUUUAGUCCACAUUCGGUGUUGCAGAUGAGUUGUAAAGCCAACCGAAAGAGUUCCUUCAAGAAAUUCUUCUGAUAGGAAGCUGUAAGUGUGGAAUGAAGUUUUACUUGAAAGGACCUUUACGUGGCAGCUAACAGUGCUUUUUGCUGACCAGGAUUGGUUUAUAUGAUUAAAUUAAUAUUUACUUAAUAAUACACUAAAAGUACUUCAUGAACAGCGUCAUCAGCGCAACUUAAAAGUGAGAAAAAUAGGAUAUACAUAUAAUUUCUGACGGAAAACCUGUACCCUGAUGCUGUAUAAUUAAUGUAUGUUGAAUGUGGUCCCAGAUUAUUUCUGUGGGAAGACACUCCAUGUUGUCAGCUUUGUACUCUUGGUUGGUACUGCUUAUUUAGAGAAGGGUUCAUAUAAACACUCUGUGUCUUCAACAGCAUCUUUCUUUCCCCGUCUUUCCAUUUUCUGCACCCUCUGCUUGUUCCCUUAUAUUCUGUUCUUCUGUCUCCUGCUAACACACAUGCAACAAAAAAGGGAAGGAAGUGCUUAUUUCCCCAGAUUGUGUAAGGACUAAGAAAUCAUGAUGUCAAAUAAACAUGGUGAAACAUUAGAUCUCUUCUUCAUUUAAUAACCCUCCCCCCUUGUUUUUCUUAAAGAAAUGCCUCCGUUCCUUUCCUUGUGAAAUAUUAUCAGUUUCUACCAUUGCUUCUCAUGCUUGACUUUAUUUUACUUUUUGGCUUGGUAUACUAAGAAGCAAAGGAUCUCAUCUAAAUGGAAUUGAAUGGCAGUCCUAGUUUGUUACUUUGGUGAUGAGAUUUUCAGAUUUGAACUAAUCUAUUUGACAUGAUUGUAGAAAGAAUGUAAGUAUUCACGCAUCUCCAAACAUUUGUAUUUGUUACUUCUUUUUGUUGCUAAGGUAGCUCCUGUAGUUAUACAUUGUUGCAAAAAUUUACAAAUGUUUUACAAGUGUUAACAUCUGUUUUUUUUUUUAAACUUUAGCCAAAGAAGAAGUCACUAUUUCCAAGUUAGAAACCGCCAGAAAUAACUGAAAUUUUCGAUAUGUUCUAAUCUUCUUUGUAUUUUUGAGAUCUGUGUGAGAACCCACCCCCAACUCCAGGAGCAUCUGUACAGCUUCCAUCUGCCAUCGACCAGGUCCUCUCAUCAAAUUAAAUGGAACAGAAAAUGCUCUAGUGAAACAAAGGAAAUGUGCAAGCAUUUUUCCUUUUUCUAUUAUUCUAUUUCCCUUUUUCCUUUUUGGCCCCCUUAUAAUCCAAGCCCCAGCUGAAAGGCUGCAACAACACCAGGUUGGGGAGCAGGUCACCAGGAUCAUAGUUCAGUCAAGAUGACAUCACUCUCUGGAACUAGAUUUCAACUCACUAGUCCCCUGGCCUCAUAACAGGAACUUAUGCAGGUGAGACACAAGAAUGACUUCCUGUGUAGGACUAGUAGGAAAUCUGCAAGUACUUAGAGCUGGCCAUUACAGAACUUCCUUCCAGAAGUGCCCUGUGACAUGAAAGUAGGACUUCACAACUAAGAUGAAGAUCCCUACCCUACCACAUGAUUUGAGUCUCUUGGAUUCAAAGAAAAUUAAUGUCAACAGAUGGUUGCCAUGUCAGUCUGUUGACAAUUCCAUUGCUUCAGUUUCUCCCCCUUUCUCUCUGUAUGUUUGGUUGGAGCUUGUGCUUAAUGUAAAUACAUCAUUCAUAAUUAGAAUGGACAUGAAUUAUUUUAGUAAUAAACACAGGAUAAAUGA